Zygotorulaspora mrakii is the source of this 1677-nucleotide messenger RNA. RefSeq lists its product as uncharacterized. The transcript has a single exon. Gene Ontology annotation, molecular function: transmembrane transporter activity. The coding region runs from base 1 to 1677 and encodes 558 amino acids. Gene Ontology annotation, biological process: transmembrane transport. NCBI's taxonomy places the organism in Eukaryota, Fungi, Ascomycota, Saccharomycetes, Saccharomycetales, Saccharomycetaceae. The record is from RefSeq and is a predicted model, not a curated record. Gene Ontology annotation, cellular component: membrane.
AUGUCAGAGAGUAAGGGUAUUGAAUGCCAGGUCAAUGAAGUUGCAAGCAAUGAAAUAGUUGCUCAAUUUGAGGAUUCUUCCUCCACUGAUAUCACCUAUUCAUACAGUGACGCUGUAGAGGAGGAGAAAUCGUUGAAGGGGCUGCAAAACCCGUUUUUAAAUUCUGCUGUUGAAGUGCACUACAGAGAACUGUACGAGUCAACUCAUUAUGAAUGCCGAGAGAAAUUUGACCCCAGUUUCAAGUGGUCUGGUAAAGAGGAGAAAAGAGUGACAAGAAAAUUGGAAUUGCACGUAACUCUUCUUGCUUGUUUUAUGUUUGUCGCUUUACAAGUCGAUAGGGGUAAUUUAGCGCAGGCUGUUGCGGACAAUCUGCUUGACGAUUUGGGAAUGACUACCAGUAACUAUAAUGUUGGUAACACUAUAUUUUAUUUGACAUUUUUAUGUGCUGAAUUACCUUCACAACUAAUCUCGAAGAGGUUAGGUGCUGAUGUUUGGAUUCCAAUCCAGAUGACAUUAUGGUCUGUCGUGGCGAUUUUGCAAUGCAAAAUGACAGGGAAACAUUCCUUUUAUGCAUGCAGAGCUUUGCUAGGUCUCCUUGAGGGUGGAUUUAUACCAGAUUUGGUUCUUUGGAUGUCGUAUUUUUACACUGCAUCUGAAUUGUCUAUAAGAUUAUCUUUUUUUUGGACAACUUUGUCAUUGACACAAAUCGUAACAUCGAUUUUGGCUUAUGGAGUGCUGCAGAUGAGAGGUAUCUCUGGAAUGGCUGGUUGGCAAUGGCUCUUUCUCAUAGAGGGUCUAUUCACUUUGAUAAUUGGUGUAUCUGCUUUCUUCUUAAUGGUUCCUUCUGUUGUGCAAACCAAAAAACCAUGGAAUAAGAAAGGUUGGUUCACGGAAAGGGAGGAGAAGAUUAUUGUAAACAAAAUUCUGAGAGACGAUCCUACUAAAGGUGACAUGAAUAAUAGACAAGGAAUAACACCAAAAAUGCUGUGGCAGGCAAUUUCAGAUUAUUAUUUGUGGCCCAUCUACUUGAUUGGUCUCAUUGCAUAUAUUCCAAGUGGUGUCUUGACCGCAUAUUUAACGUUAGUUUUGAAAGAUAUUGGCUUCCAAACUUUUCAGGUCAAUCUACUUGCAAUCCCGAAUUAUGCCAUUCAUAUUGUUUUACUGCUGAUUGUAACUUGGUUAAGUGAGAGGAUGAACAACAGGCUUGGCGUCAGCUUGGUACAGCCGCUGUAUACAAUUCCAUUACUUGGCAUCUUGCGAUUCUGGAGUGGUACAAUGGUUAAUAAAUGGGGUACAUAUGUAGUUAUCACAUUGGCUUUGGGUAAUCCCUACAUUCAUGCCAUCUGCGUGUCUUUGUGCUCAAGAAAUUCACAGUCCAUCAAAACAAGAACGGUUUCUUCCUCAUUGUAUAAUAUGUUUGUUCAGGCAGGGUCCAUUAUUGCAUCUAACAUUUAUACAAGAAACGAUGCACCUCUUUAUCGAAAAGGAAACGCUGUUCUUUUUGGGUUAGCUAUUGCACUGCUUCCAAUAUUGAUUGGAAGCAAAUUGCUCUACAUUUUUAUAAAUAACAAGAGAGCUAAAAUAUGGAAUGCAAUGUCAGAGGGGGAGAAGGACUACUAUGUUAGUAAUACUGCAGACGUUGGCUCUCGUAGACUUGAUUUCAGAUUUGGUCAUUGA